Molecule: messenger RNA, 3776 nt
Organism: Daphnia pulex (common water flea)
Lineage: Eukaryota; Metazoa; Arthropoda; Branchiopoda; Diplostraca; Daphniidae
Product: pancreatic lipase-related protein 2-like
Exons: 11
Coding region: 37-1002 (321 amino acids)
Biological process (GO): lipid metabolic process
Molecular function (GO): lipase activity
Source: RefSeq, a predicted model, not a curated record
UGCUACGUUUAGUUCAAGGACACAUUUCAAAGGAAAAUGAUUAAGCUCUACUCGUUGAUUUGCUUGACAUUGGUCCUGAUAAUAGACGGUUCCUCCGGACUUGGAAUCGCAGAUGAAUCUGAACCAUUUCUUGAUGAUUACCAAAGAGAAGUUGGCAACGAAACUGAUCUUGUUGUUUACCGGCUCUUUACUAGAAAAAAUCCCAUAGAUUUUCAAGUGUUGAGGCUAAAUGAUGUAGAUUCACUGAUGGCAUCAAAUUACAACCCGAAUCUCCCGACCAAAAUUUAUGCUCCAGGUUGGGAUAACAACGGUUCCAUUGCGUAUCCGACAAGAGAUGAGUAUCUACUACGAGACGACUGUAAUUUUAUAAUCGUCUACUGGUCUGAUCUUCAGGCAGGAAAUACUUUGUUUAUAGUCCGCACCACCCAGAUAGCAGCAAAUCAUACAGGGGCUUUUAUAGAUUUUUUGGUUGAAAACGGGACGCCAUUACGCAACUUUCAUUUGAUGGGUCAUAGUGCAGGGACUCAUCUUGCUGGAGGAGCUGGAGCUACAGUUACUACAGGGAGAGUACCUCGAAUUACAGGUUUGGAUCCAGCGGAAGGUAGAUGGACAUUGAAUGAAACAGAUACCCGAUUGGACGUCAGUGAUGCAGAAUUUGUCGACAUUGUUCAUACAAACGGAGGAGAUAUUUCUAAUGGAGAAAUUGCUUUCAUUGAACCAGUUGGCCAUGUUGAUUUUUAUGUUAAUGGAGGCCACAAGCAGCCCGGUUGUCAGGAUCCGGAUUACACAUGCUGCCAUCACUGCCGUGCUGUUGAUUUAUUUGCGGAAUCUAUCAACACGGAAGUUGGUUUUGUAUCACUGCGCUGUGACUCGUACGAGUCAUUCCAGAACGGCUCCUGUGAUGGAAACGACAAAGAGCUUAUGGGAGACACAGUUUCUUUAAAUGCUCGAGGUAUUUUCUAUUUGGACACAAACGAACAAGAACCGUGGGCUAUGGGAUGAAAAGACAAAACAACUUAAUUGUCCAUUUAUCUAUUUAUUUUAUUGACGGUAUUUGUCACUACUGUGUCAAGAUCGUUGCAUUUUUUUUUAAAUUAAGUAGUUUUUAUUAAAUUAGAAUAAUUGUACGAACCCUUGAUUUAUCAAUUGUUUGUAAUGUUUUAUCGAUUUUUUGCAGCGAUUACGUAUUGCGACUGAACCGCUGAAUAGCCACUGCUGAAUACGAAGCUGAUUCGAUGGAAAAGGUUAAAAUUUUACUUAAAUGAGAUCAUUACCAAUCAAAAGCUAGACUAGCCUACCAAUCAAACAGAGACGAAACUUAUGAUAAAAAUGCGAGAAGAAUUAAAAUAAUAAAAAGUUACAUAAGAAUAAGUCAAUCCUUUCAAGAACCCAAAAUUUCUACACACCUCUUUGUUACGUGAUCACUCAGCUAUUCUUAACACACAGUAUGAGGGGCUAUUAAAUUUCCUCGGUACCAGUGUGUAUAUCGGACAAAAAAGAAGAAUUGUGUGUUUGUUAUGCUAAGAUUUUUACUAGCCAUUUGUUUUGACAGAUGGUAGAACACAAGUCCUCAAAUUUGCCGAAUACGGGUAUUUUUCAAACAUAUUUCUGGCUUAAAGGGACUGCGCGCACCUAUCAUAUCUACCUACCUACCCCAAGGGCCAAGGCUUAAAGAUUACAGACAAAAGAAAGAAUCACCCCCCCCCCCCUCCCACAAAUGUUCCGCCAUUUGUGUCUCGGAAGACUAUAUCCGCAAGGGGUUUGACUCGUAAUCAAAGAAACCUACGCAAUAUAGCCUUUUCGUCCUAUUACAACUACAACACAAGUAAACUAAGCACAUGCUCAUAAAAGGAAAAAAUGAACUUUAGAUAAGAAAAAAUUGCGCUUUAUAAACUAUUUCUUAAUAUUUUAAAAAUGAAGUGGUUUUGAUGUAAAUCGCAUUCUUGUGACGCUUCAGCUGUUAGCUAAAUUGAUAAAGAAAUCCGUACUUAAAGAGCCGUUUUACAACCAUUAAUUUAGACAUAUCCGAUCUUGUAUCCUUGAAGACAACUUUGAGCGAUGCGAGUUAUAUAAUUACAAUUAAAAUAAUAAUUGCAAUUAUGAAUUACGAUUAUUAAGGAUGUCGUUCUCCAAAUGUCGGAUAGUCAAACGUCUUAAAGGAUGCUUGAUAAAAUUUUUGGACGAGUGUUUUCAAUGAAAACACUUCCUGAUAAAUAAAAUAUAAAACCCUACCACAAUAUAAUGAAGAAUACAAUCUCAUCAUAAAAUUUAUUAUACUUCUGAAAUCUGUCAAGCUGUCCUAAGUGAGCAGCAUUAAUCGGUCCCUUCGCUGUAGUUAGAUUGUGUUAGGACUGUUAGCCUCAUCGCUUUGUUCUUCGUCAUUUAUUAGUGAUUAAUCCAACGCCAUUUUAAGUGUAAGUUACUUUACUGAUUCUAGUGCUUGCACAGUUUAUUUUUGUACUCAUAUUUUGUUUCUACUCGAAAUUCCUGAUUAUGGGUAUCUUACUGCUUAACAAGUUCGAUAAUCAUCAUUUUCCUUCAUGUGUGAAAACUUCCAAGCCUCCUUACCAUCACUGACCCCUUUUUUUUCAAGUGGCUUUAUAUAUAGCCUUUAUUAAUCAUUUUCAGUUGUCAAAUUAGUCAGUUUUAGUUACUUUGCACAUCCCUGUAAAAAUGUAUUCGCAGUUGCUGUGUGGUAACCUUCUGGUGAUGACUGACGAUAACUAUUCCACCAACAAAAAAUUAACACUUGUUAAUUUUUAUUUUUCGAUAAUUGCUUUUUUUUAUCUACUAAAUGUAUUCCACGGAGACAAAUAUUUGUUUAUUUUUCGUCCGUGGAUGCCAAGUGCUGUCACUAGGUGGCUAAAUAUUUCAGUGUGUUUAGGGAUUGAACUAUUCAGCCCUAGUGUAUUGGUAUUAGGGGAGGGGAGGGGGCAUCAAACCAAAGUUCUGAGACGAAUGACGUCCAUUUAUUUCUUUUCUAUCGAGACGCCGUCGAGGAUGGUUACGUUAGUCAUUGCGAGGUAAUUUCUUUCCUGACAUGUUCUCCAUAAAAAAGGUUGGUGGAAAUUAUUCUCAACGUGCAGUGCCAAGUCAACAAGAUGCCUCUGUGAUCAUGCCCUUGAUGAGGUCUUUAUCAUGUUGCGAGAUGAAAAUGUGAAGAAAACGGAAGGAAAUCUGAAAUGGAAUUCUUUGCGAGUUUGGUGUUGGAGCUGUUAAUGGUGGUGAUGUCUGGUGUGCAGUGGUGCGGCAGUCAUGUUCCAAUUUGGAGAUGUGCUGAAAUGGAUCUUCUGCAGACUUGGAAGUUCUACUUCAGACUUCGACUAACAUUGUUGGUGUCCAUGCAGUGUUGAGCUGUUGUGCAAAAGUUGGUGUCUCCUGAAAGUUGUCUGGCAUUUUGUUGGUGUAUUCUCUUGCUACCUGUACCCACAUUGAGUUCAAUCGUACGCCGCCGUUCCAGACUUGAUCCAUUGGUGAAGCCGAAAAGAGGUUGCUGAAAUUCAAGACUGCACAAUUUACAAAUGCAUAUCUGUUGUCCCUUUUCCCUGAGUAAACUGCAUGUCCGCCGUUGGUUAUUCGUCUGGUCGAAAGGGAAAUAGCAAUGAGAAGUUCUGAUGUAUUUUUGGAGAAAUAUUAGUUUGACCACGAAGUAAUUCUCCCUUAUGAUUCGCAAUCAACUGUAUCUCCUCAUAUAACGUUUCAACUUGUUCGCUCUUCACAUUUAUGACCAAUAUCAAUAUUAUUACUUCGCUAACAAUAAAAUAUGAAACAAACCU